AUGACGGUUUUUUGGAUAACCGUCUUUUCACUUUCGAAGAAGAUGCUUUCUCCAUACAUGCUUAAAUGCUCCAGCGGUGGUUCAGCCAUCCGCAAGAUGGAUAACCUCGCCCAGCAGCUUGCCAAGGAAUAUGGCGCUGAUAAAAUCCACAAUUUCACAAUCGGAAACCCACGUGUUCCACCACCAAAGGCCUACACAGAAGCCCUUAAGGAAAUUGCCGCCGAAGAAAUCCCUCUUUGCCACGGCUAUUCAUCAACACAAGGUGAUGAGAAGCCACGCCAAGUUCUUGCUGACUUAUUCAGUGAGAUCCAGGGUGUAAAGAUCAAUGCUGACUGCAUUAUCCUUUCCUCUGGCUGCGCAGGCGCUAUCAACGUUGCUCUCAGAACAAUCCUCAACGUUGGAGAUGAAGUCAUCCUUACAGCUCCAUACUUCCUUGAAUAUCCAUUCUACAUAGAGAACUGGCACGCUACAGUCAAAGUCCUCGACACAACAUUCGAAGACAACUGGCAGAUCGAUCCAACAAAGCUCGAGGAAGUCAUCACACCAUUGACACGUGCUAUCAUCAUCAACUCCCCACACAACCCAACAGGCACACUCCUUUCUCAGGAUACAGUCAACAAGAUGUGCGAAGUUCUUGACCGCAAGUCCAAGGAAUACGGCCGCCCAAUCUACGUCAUCUCCGAUGAUGUUUACUGCCGUGUCCUCGCUCCAGGCGCCAAGCACCACCAGAUCUUCAACGUUUACCCAUAUUCCAUCGUCGCAUACUCUCUCUCCAAGGAUCUUUCAAUCCCAGGUGAGCGUAUCGGCUGCAUCAUCGUCAACCCACUCCUUCAGAACUACAAGCUCCUUGUUCACUCACUUGCUCAUGCAAACGAAAUCAUGGGCUUCGUCCAUGCCAACCGUCUCCACAUGAGAAUCAUUCCAAAGGUUGUUCCAAACACAUCAGACAUCCACCUCUACAACGAAUCCCGCAAUAUGAUCUGCAAGGCUUUCGAUGAGUGCGGAAUUAAGUACAUCAAGCCAGAAGGUGCUUUCUACAUCUUCCCGAAGAUCCCAGAUGGCAUCCCAGAGUGGGACUUCUGCGAGUGCCUCGCCAAGAACUUCAUCAUCGUCGUUCCAGGCUCUGCAUUCGCUAAGGAAGGCUUCUUCCGCCUUUCAUUCUGCAAGCCACCACAGGAUAUCGCUGUUGCUAUCCCAAUCCUCAAGAAGGCCGUCGCCGAAGCAAUGAAGCUCAAGAAGGAGUAA
This is a messenger RNA of Trichomonas vaginalis G3, 1245 nucleotides long. Its product is annotated as aspartate aminotransferase yhdr-related family. Gene Ontology annotation, molecular function: catalytic activity; pyridoxal phosphate binding. Gene Ontology annotation, biological process: biosynthetic process. The record is from RefSeq and is a predicted model, not a curated record. The coding region runs from base 1 to 1245 and encodes 414 amino acids. Lineage: Eukaryota; Parabasalia; Trichomonadida; Trichomonadidae. The transcript has a single exon.